This is a messenger RNA of Saccoglossus kowalevskii, 1033 nucleotides long. Its product is annotated as DNA repair protein Ku80-like. Gene Ontology annotation, molecular function: double-stranded DNA binding; DNA helicase activity; telomeric repeat DNA binding. Lineage: Eukaryota; Metazoa; Hemichordata; Enteropneusta; Harrimaniidae. Gene Ontology annotation, cellular component: Ku70:Ku80 complex; nucleus. Gene Ontology annotation, biological process: DNA recombination; double-strand break repair via nonhomologous end joining; telomere maintenance. The record is from RefSeq and is a predicted model, not a curated record.
CAUGGCGGGUGACGGAAAGGAAGCUAUUGUAAUAUGUCUUGAUGUUGGUCCAUCCAUGAACCAGGCACCAGAUGGACAAGAAACUUGUCUGGAAACAUCUAUCAAAGCAAUAUCUAGAAUCCUACAGAGGAAGGUAUUUGCUGAUUCCAAAGACGAAGUAGGAUUGGUAUUAUUUGGUACGUCAGAGACUGCUAACGACCUAGCCGAGGGUGAAGAAUACCAGAAUAUAACAGUAGCUAAACCGUUGGGACUUGCUACCAUCAGUUUAUUAGAAUAUGUUGUCAAAGAUAUACAACCCAGCAAUAUAUCCGCAGAUUUUGUUGAUGCUUUGGUUGUAUCAAUGGAUUUAAUGGAAAAGUCGAUUCGGGGUAAGAAAUUUGGUUCAAAUCGAAUCGUUGUCUUCUCUAAUCUUGGUGGUGAGUUCACUGAUGACAAACUUGAUGCUAUUAUAAAUGGUCUGAAGUCACUGGAAACUGAAAUUAAUCUCAUUGGUCCUGACAUGGACGGCAAUGAUAAUGAUAAUGAUGGUGGUGCUGAUGAGAACCAUGCUGGUGGAGCCUCCAAUAUGCCAAGUAGAAAAGAGAAAACUCCGCAACAGAGAGCUGGAGAAGCUUUAAUGUCCCAUAUUCUUGAAGCAACUGAUGGAUCCUGUUAUUCAUUCAGUGAAGCAUUACCUGCACUGGCCUUCUUUCAAGCAAGAACAACAAAACAAGUGACAUGGAAGUGUAAACUGGAAAUUGGUGAUGAUUUAAAAAUACCAGCAUGUGGAUAUUACAAGGUAAAAGAAGGUAAAAUGCCUCGUGGAUGGGGAAGUACUUACAUGAAAACAGCCGGCAAGGAAUUUUCCAUAAAAUAUGCACGGUCCUAUCAUUUAAAUAACGAUGAAGAAACUGAGAUUGAUCAAGAAGAUCUUGUUAAAGGAUAUCGCUAUGGUAGUGAUAUUAUACCAAUGUCAAAAGAAGAUUUGGACAAUAUGGCGUAUAAACCUGGAAAUAAAUGUUUCAAAGUACUUGGAUUUACAAAACUUGAAAAU